Molecule: messenger RNA, 2403 nt
Organism: Lactuca virosa
Lineage: Eukaryota; Viridiplantae; Streptophyta; Magnoliopsida; Asterales; Asteraceae
Source: the annotation of a GenBank genome assembly
CUUUUGGAAAUUACUUGCUUAGAACAUCUGCAUUCAUAGAUACAUUUGAAAUAUAAUUUCAUAGGUGAUAUAACAAGAAUCAAACCACAAUGAGUGGGAGGGUUGGUGCUGAUGUUGAGUGGAAGGAUUCGGAUACGAAUAGUGUACCUUCCUUCCACCAAACGGAUGAUUUGCCUUAUGUUCAUAAGGUAGGGAAGCCUCCAAAGCAAGAUUUGUUGAAAGAGAUCAAAACCGGCCUCAAGGAAACUUUUCUUUCUGAUGAUCCAUUGAAACCUUUCAAGGGCCAGUCAAGAAAGAAAAAACUUGUCCUUGGAUUUCAAACCCUUUUUCCAAUACUUGGAUGGGUUAGAGAUUAUAGUUUCUCUAAGUUUAAAGGCGAUCUUAUUGCUGGAUGUACCAUUGCAAGUCUUUGUAUCCCUCAGGAUAUUGGCUAUGCAAAACUAGCAAACCUGGACGCCCAAUAUGGAUUGUACUCGAGCUUCGUUCCACCUCUUAUCUACGCCUUCAUGGGAAGCUCAAGAGAUAUCGCCAUUGGUCCAGUUGCAGUCGUUUCUCUUCUACUUGGAACUAUGCUUCGAGAGGAACUCGACCCCAUCAAACAAAAACACGAUUACGAACGUCUCGCAUUUACUGCAACUUUCUUUGCUGGCGUCACUCAAUUCACACUAGGGUUUUUCAGAUUGGGUUUUCUGAUCGACUUUUUGUCGCAUGCUGCCAUUGUCGGGUUCAUGGGAGGAGCUGCUGUCACCAUCGCACUUCAACAGCUGAAAGGGUUGUUUGGAAUCAAAGACUUCACCAAAAAGACGGACAUUAUUUCCGUCAUGCGUUCUGUGGUUCAAUCAGCACAUCAUGGGUGGAACUGGCAGACGUUACUGAUAGGAGUCUCAUUCUUGAUCUUCCUUCUUGUUGCCAAGUUCAUCGGCAAGAAGAACAAGAAGCUCUUUUGGGUGCCUGCUAUAGCUCCAUUGAUUUCCGUUAUUAUCUCGACUUUUUCCGUCUUCAUCACUCGUGCAGACAAAGAAGGUGUUCAAAUAGUACGUCAUAUCGAGCAAGGAAUCAAUCCAUCAUCGGCACAUGAAAUUUUUUUCGAUGGCCCCUUCCUUGCCAAAGGUUUCAAGAUUGGAGUAAUUGCAGGAUUGAUUGCACUCACGGAAGCUGUGGCAAUUGGAAGAACAUUUGCUUCAAUGAAGGACUAUCAGAUUGAUGGAAACAAAGAAAUGGUGGCUCUAGGCUCCAUGAACAUAGUUGGUUCAUUGACAAGUUGUUAUGUUGCAACAGGGUCGUUUUCUCGAUCAGCAGUGAAUUACAUGGCGGGAUGCAACACCGCAGUGUCCAACAUCGUGAUGUCUAUCAUCGUAUUAUUGACUCUUUAUGUCAUCACCCCAUUAUUCAAAUACACUCCAAAUGCAAUCCUAGCCUCCAUCAUUAUAUCAGCAGUUGUAGGUCUCAUUGACCUUGAUGCAGCAAUCCUACUAUGGAAGAUUGAUAAAUUUGACUUUGUAGCUUGUAUGGGUGCCUUUUUCGGUGUUAUUUUCGCUUCUGUUGAAAUUGGCCUCCUCAUUGCGGUUGCUAUAUCGUUUGGAAAAAUUUUGUUACAAGUGACGAGACCCCGUACAGCGGUGCUUGGUAAGAUCCCACGGACUAGCGUGUACCGUAACGUAGAGCAGUAUCUCGGUGCCACUAGAGUUCCCGGUGUUCUAAUAAUCAGAGUUGAUUCUGCCAUUUACUUCUCUAAUUCCAACUACAUCAAGGAGAGGAUUUUGAGGUGGCUAAGGGACGAGGAAGAAUCGUUUAAAGAUCAACCCAAAGUUCAAUAUUUGAUAGUUGAUAUGUCACCGGUUACUGAUAUUGAUACGAGUGGCAUUCAUGCAUUGGAAGAAUUGCAUGGUGGUCUACGAAAGAAAGAUGUUCAGCUUAUUUUAACAAAUCCGGGACAAACCGUACUCGACAAGCUACACGCGGCUAAUUUCGUAGAUUUGAUCGGGGAAGACAAGAUCUUCCUAAGUGUUGCCGACGCUGUUCUAACAUUUGCCCCAAAGAUGGAGCAAGCAUAAAAUAUCACUUUAUUUUUAUUUUAUCCCGCGGGUUAUAUAUAUAAUGGUGUGUUUAUAUUCUUUUUAAGGUUUUAAAAUUUUGUGGAAAGGAGGCAAGAUAUAUAAAGGAAUUGAGAGGAUGCAUGAAGGUUGUACAUGACAAGCCAACCAAAUGACAACUAUUUCUUCCCCGAUGUGUGUGUGCAUCUGUUGUUAUAUACCAUGCGGCCAGAAAUAUCAAAAGCUUAUUUAUUGAAUUUUUUCAGUAUUGUAAUUUAUAAAGACUCGUAUGUUUUUUGUGUGCUCAUAAUUUGUUAAUUGUUGUUGGUGGAAGUAAUAUUUUCUUAACUCUAAUAAUAUAAUUUGACAC